This is a messenger RNA of Nicotiana tabacum (common tobacco), 570 nucleotides long. Lineage: Eukaryota; Viridiplantae; Streptophyta; Magnoliopsida; Solanales; Solanaceae. The record is from RefSeq and is a predicted model, not a curated record.
AUGCUGCAGGACGUAGAGAUCCUUUAUGGGCUGCAGGUUGAUGGACUUGUUGUUGCUUUGCUGCAAGGCAUGCGAGAUUAUAUGAGAGCGCAGUACCUGGAGACUUUGCAACGGCUUACCAAUUUCCGGCCAAAGGAUGAGGCUGUAUUGGUUGGGGCUAGUUGUAUUUCGUUGACGCCCAUCCGGCAGUAUUUGGAGGCCAUGCAUGAUGACAUUGCUUAUGAUACACCAGAGGUUCAUAUUAACCAGUACACAAGGUUGUUGUUGCUACUUAUGUUUGGAGGCGUAUUGUUCCCGAACACUCCAGGAAACCUAAUCAACUUGAGAUUUCUUUAUCAUCUUGAGCAGCUAGAUGAUUUACCUCAAUACAGCUGGGGUGUUAUUGUUCUUGGUUACUUGUACCGACAGAUGUGCUGGGCAUGCAUGGGCACCCAACGAGACGUUGUAGGAUUUAUGUCGCUGCUGCAGUUUCAGCCACUUCUACCACCUAUAGCUCAGGAUGCGCCACCUUUACCGUUUCUCCCUUUGUCUAGGAGGUGGGUUGAGAGGCGGGGAUACGGACGCGAGUAA